AAUAUUUUCAUUGCUUCCGAUUUUCCUGAAGCAUGACUAUCUAUCAUGACUAGUAUUAUUCUUUAAGCUUGUCAACAAUGGAUGAAUUACUCCUAGAUCUAUUUCAAAAGCUCCACGAUACGGCUGAAAACAGGGGUUUGAUCGUAGAAGAUGACAAGGAAGCCAUCUUUAAGAACCUAAAAUCAAAACAAGAAGUAUUGAAUGUCACUACAAUACAAAGUAUAUUGGAGUUACUCAAGAAAACCUUGAUGCAUGCUAGAAAUGUUCUUGACAAAGCAAAAGUAUUUGAUAUCUUAGCAGAGCUUGCAAAAUCAGAUGAAGUGAGAGAUUUCUGUGUGGAUGCAGGUUGGAUAGCUAUUGCAUUGGAUUAUUUGGAAAAUGAUGAGCAAAGUGUGGUGUUACAUGCUCUGCGAUCAAUUGGAAACAUUUGCUACAAUAAUGAGUUGGGCCGCAAAGCAUUACUGGGUGCUAAUGGUGCUGAUGACAUCUCACGAAAAUUGCAAUCAUUAAAUGAGAGCUAUGACCCUACAAAGGACAAUCGAAUGGAUGUAGUUACCUGUGGUUGUGUACUGAAUCUCGCUACUGAUGAUGUUGAACUUGCUGAAGACUUUGUAAACUGUGGUGCAAUGCCUCAUUUAUUAGGCCUGACUCAACAAAGUAUYCAUAGUAACCCUGUCCUUUGUAGAAUGGCUGUUUCUGCAAUUUCUGAGCUGAUGGAGUGUCCUAAUGGCAAAACUAGCUUCAAAGAGAGUGGUGGACCUGCUAUACUCCUACAAGCCCUUAAGGAAGAUUACAGAGAUGAAGAGCUGUCUUAUCUUUUGCUUGAAACACUAAACCCAUUAGUUAUGGGAGAUGAUAUCAUGAAAAAAGAACUCGUCAAUGCUGGAUGUACCGAGGCACUUAUUCACGUGGUAGACUCGUGCAAAGGUCGUGAAGAUGACGAGAGCUCGAAAUACCGACUGGAGACAGCUUCAGAUAUGAUUGUCACUAUYCUCACUGAUGAUGAGUGCAUGGCAAGAUUAUUCCAGGAUGGUAAUGGAAUCGUUGUCCAGGAAUGUGCUAACUGGUUGAAUUCAAGRAAUAAACAUUUAGAAAUCUCUGGUGCUCUCGCUCUGGGAAACUUUGGACGAUCAGAUCACAACUGCAUCAAGCUCGUAGAGAAAGGUGUCCACAAAGAUUUGYUGAACUUCUUGCCAAUAGCCAAACAAAGACCAGAGUCUUUUAAGUACAUUCAAGCAAUCUUUGGUGCUCUCAAGAACCUUGCUUUACCUCUUCCUAACAAACCGAUUCUUCUAAACGAUGGGUGUUUGGAGGCGUGUYUGUCCCARUUAUCUUCACAGUCAUCACUYGUGUUGACUAAAGUUCUUGGUACAAUGUGCGCUCUUAUGGCGGCUCCAAGCAAAGAUGCAUCGGUCAAAUCUUCGGCAGAAAAUUCAGCCGUCAAGAUUGUAAACACCAAGGGACAACUGGACGUUCUGAUUCGUUUAAGCAAAAGUACUGGGUAUGAAGAUGUGAGAGUCGAAGCAAGUCGRAUACUGGCUGUUGUUGUAAAACAUGGCAAUUCACAAGAAAUAAGUCACAAAAUGAUUACAAGUGGAGGACUUUCACAGAUAGUAGAUAUUGUGACGUCACCGAGGAAUGUGGUUCAAAACGAGGCUCUGAUUGCAAUGACUGUACUUGCCACUACAGUUAAACCGGAGUUCUACCCUAAGUUACGAGAGACUGGAUUGACGCAGUCAUUGCUUAAACUCAUCAAAGARGGAAAUCUUUCCACUCAGUCGUGCUAUAAUGCUAUGGCUUACCUUGAAGCACUUUCCCUGAGAGAUUAUUUUGCUAGAGAUCUUCAAGUCGCUGGUUUUGGUCGGAUAAUGGAAGGAUUGAUCGAUCACACAGAUGAAAACAUUAAAAAACGCGCCCUCAUUAUGGUAACCAGGCUCAAAGCAAAGAAACUCGAGGAGGAAUGAUAGUAAAUACAGCAGCCAAUCU
Messenger RNA from Exaiptasia diaphana, 1986 nucleotides. Its product is annotated as rap1 GTPase-GDP dissociation stimulator 1. The transcript is spliced from 16 exons. Gene Ontology annotation, cellular component: cytosol. Gene Ontology annotation, biological process: positive regulation of GTPase activity. Gene Ontology annotation, molecular function: guanyl-nucleotide exchange factor activity; protein binding. Lineage: Eukaryota; Metazoa; Cnidaria; Anthozoa; Actiniaria; Aiptasiidae. Bases 78 to 1964 code for a protein of 628 amino acids. The record is from RefSeq and is a predicted model, not a curated record.